GAUUCCAGGAGCCAGCGGCAAAUACAAACGAAACGGAGUUCAUUUGUUAAGAAAUGUAUGAUUUCCAACCAUUGUCAUUAAAUAAGCAAGGACCCAUUGGUUAGAACUUCUUCAUCAAGACACAAAAUGUCUGCGUUAUUCAACAAUGAAAAGAACAAGUCUGAUAACCCUUUUUAUGAUGCACCAGAACCAAGAGCAUUCUACCACCCUACACUGACCAAACAUCUCACAAAGAAAACAAGAGCAAUUUCUUUAAGUCCUGAGAGAGUGAAAUCCCAUCUCAAAUCAAGUGAUGAUGUUCAGCAUAGGAGAGUGAAGGAGCUGAGUCCUGGAGAGAAAGGGUUCCUGUCUGGAUCAAACACCAUGCUUGCAAAGGAACUCCCAACCCAUGACACACCAAGUCCAGGGCCUGCCGAUACGUCUUCUAAAUUUGAUGAAUCUUGGCCGGCCAGUGAACGGCCUUCUACAAUUGAAAGCCCUGCUGAUGCUCAGAAUGUGUCCUCUUCUUCAGCAGCUACCAGCCAUGCCCCUGUCUCUGGCGUUUCACUGUCCCCACAUGAUGUAAUUGGUACACAGGAACAUAUCUCAACUCAUGAAUCAGACAGUACAUUGGCCAGGUUCAUAGACCGGUUCCGUUACGGUGCUCCCAAGAGUAGAGAAGAGAGGGCGCGGCUUUCGGCUACCGGUAGCAAAGACUUUUGGUGGCUGUCGUCUUCCUCGUCAUCUCCACCACUUCCAUCCCAACAACCAUCAUCAUCCUCGAUGUCUAGUCAAGCACCCACCAAGACCACACCCAUCCGAGGAACAAGAUUAUCUCGGGGUGUAAAGGGGUUAGAAGGAUCUCAUAGGGGUGGAGCUGGUGGUGGAAGGGGUGUAUCAAGGAUACCCUCCUGGUCUGGAGUCUCAAAGAGUGGAGUCUCAUCUCUAAGUAGUGGUAGACGAGUGAGCGGUGUUUCAACACUCAGCUCUUCAUCAAGCAGUUCCAUGAAGAUGCCUUCUCCUGUGACUGAUAAGGAGACUGAUGAGAUUCAGAGAAGAGCUGAAAAACUUCUUGAAUUAAGUGAUAGGACUAUCCUCAGUGAGCCACCCGUGAGUUCUGAUGGCAUAGGGUCAUUCUCUACUAGCUCACCAAUCACAGAUGAUACACCGCCCUCUAGAGACAGUGAUGUGUACAGCUCAAGAUAUCGUGACAAAGAGAACAUACCAAGGCCCCCGCUCUUCCCAGCCAAUCUCAAUUACACACAGCGCCCUCAACGCCCCGAGGAAGAUAUUCUGCAACAGUGGCGUAUGAGACGCAGGAUGGAGCAGGCCAAAGAGGGAGCGCUUCAUAGAGUACUGGGUCAAAUGUCAGAACGCCCUCUCAGGCCGACUCAGGUGGAUAAUGUCAGGAAAAGAGACAUUACUGAAGGAGGUUCUAGGCUUGAAAACUUCCGAAGGCGGUUGCAACAGCAAAAACUUCUAACCGAAGCAAGAGUGGCAAGCAACAUCCAACAGGGGCCCACUAAAGCUGCCACCACAACUCACUCUGGGACAGAUCCUAUCCCACAAUCCAUUGCAACACAGACAGGAAGAGCAGGGUCAUCUUGCAUCCAGACUGGUAGUGGUUCCCAUUUAUAUGAUCAAGCAAGUCAUCUCCAACAGGAAAGAACAUUGAGAAGUGAUACCUUGCGGGUAGGAGAGGAGGAAUGUCAUCAGCCAUAUCCAGUAGCUAGUCCAAAUGUCCAGGCUGCUGAAUCCCGUUGGGGUCAUGACCCAAUGUCUGUUCCCAAUGUCGUCCCUCAUUUGCAUAUGUCAUGUGAUAUACUGCCCUGUGGUGAAAGGGGUCCCCAUGUGCAUACUGAAAGGGACGUCAAGGACAGAGUGGAUAAUGUUGGACAUGGGAGAUCAGACCUAGCCCAUACCGAGUCUCAGCAUAAACAUCCUUAUGGACAUGAUCAUUACAGAAGAGUUGCAAGAAAUAAUGCAUCAAUAGAUUUGCCACACAAACAAGCAACUUUCCCCAAUGAGAAAGACCAAAGAAUUUUACAUUUACCUCAAAAUACCCACCAUCAAGAGAGGCGACCUCCGAAUUGGUCUGAAACGUGGACAGAUGAAGAUGAGUGUAGCUUGCAUAGUUCAGGGGGACAUGACAGAACAUCCCAUUAUGAUGGACCAAGCAAGGGUCCUAGAAACUCGUCUUCAGAUUACAUCCAAGAGAUGGCAUCAGGAGAGUCUCCACAUGAUCCAAGUCGGUUACUGGAUGCUGGGCAGCAAUCUGCUGUUGAUGAUACCAGAACAGUUGAUCAUCAUCAAGCACUUCCAAGUGGGACGAGAACUCCUGCCGACUCCUGCAGCACAGUGAAGUCUGCUCAAGAUGAGGCUCUAACAAUUGACACUAGGCAACCUUCUGCUUCCGAAGUUACAAGAUCUUCUGAUCAAACAUCAGGAACUAGGACAAGAACUCUGCAGGGUGUGCAGGAGGACACAAUACAUGAUACCUCCUCAGGAGAAAUGCAGGAGAGACAUAUUACCAAACAGCAGCAAAGACCAGAUGAUGGAGAAGAUGCAGAUGGAGCAAAACGUCAGCUACAGUUUGGCUCCUCCUCACCUAUCAACAGUGCCAUUGGACAAGUAAUUAGUGAUAGGAUAUUCAGCUCCCCUAAAGGUCAAAGGUCAACACCAUCCAGCAUCAGAUCACCUGCAUUGAGCCAGGAUACGUUGAUGUUUACUCCACCAGUAGAGAGCAAAGCUUCCUCACAAGAGAGAAUAUCAAAAGGUAUACUUCCAGAGCCUCCCGAUCCUGAACCCCCCGAGUCUGUUGGUAGCUCUGACAGCGAAGAUUUCAAAGAUGAUGAAAUGCUUCAGGUCCUUCGCAAGCAGAGAGAAGAAUGCAUACGGAAGCUGAAUCAUCUAGAUAGCCUGCUUUCUCAUACAAGUAUUUGAUCCUUUACAAUUCAUUAUCAUAUCCUGUAUCUAUUUGAAUGUAUCCAUUAGGACCAACCAGAGGGCUUUAGUAAAUGGUAGAUUUGUAAAGACCUACUCUUUAAAGCAGUUUUUUCUACUCACAGGUCAAGGCCAACUGUAUUAUGAUGUAACACAUCAAGAAAUUCUAUUUAUAUCAAGACAUGUUAAGUUUUUAAAACUUAUCAUGCACCUACAUUUAUAAUGCAUUUUAAAGACAAAGGAUAUGAUAAUACAACUCAUGAAUAACGCCAUGUGAAACAUAUCAUUGUUUUAUAUGUGCAGCUUUUGUGCAGCUUUUAUUGAGCGUGCCGUCAUAACAUUAUAUAACAUGCAGCAUGUCUGUCAUUGUUCAAAGGUAAUGAUGCUGAUCGUUGGAAACAAAUCAUGUCAUGACUGAACUUUGAUAGUUUUUGUGGAAAAUCCCAUGAUAAUAUAAACGUAUAAGAGUACCCCUAUCAUCCUUACAUGAUGUCAUGAAAAUAGUUUUGUGCAUUAUUUAUUAAUGUUAUUUUUUGUGUUGACUUAUUCUCAUGUUGGUUUAUAUUCUCUGAUAUCAUCAAGUGUAAAUUAAGUUUUAUCACUGAUGUGGCCUUUACAAGACAAACACCUGUUACCAUAUUCUUAUAAGUUUACUCUCCAAAGUCAGAUUUUGUUGUAUUCUUAAAAACCCCCUGUAUUUUAUUCAGAGCAAAUUGCUGCAGUUGUGCAAUUAUUUGAUAGAGUUAUAUUAAUACAAAUUAGACAUGAUUGCAUAAAUACCACUUGGAUUAUUAACACACCAUUUUGUUUCAAAUACUAUGAAAAGACAGUAUUUUGGGCUAUUCCUGGAAUACUAAUCUACUGCUAUACACAUAUGUCAACUACUAAUACAAUCUUAGCUACGAUAUCAAAGUGACUAUGCUUUGUGCAAGGUAGUGUACAAACUCGAUCGCUGCCUUUUUAGCAUAUCAUCCAUGAUUUUAAAUUUUGAAGUGAGCCAAUAGAAACUGCCUUAUGUGUUUUAAAAGGUGUAUAACUUACUGUUGGGCCAUCGAUGCCCUUGAUGUCUUAUAAUGCACAUAAGAUUCAGUCUACAAUCCUUUCCAUGAUAAUUGUAUUGCAUUGCUUUGCUCACCUAAAGAUGUAUAAUACUUGCAAUUUUAAGAAUCAUGGAAAACUGGAAAUUGUAUUUUUAAUGUAACUAUAUCUAUUAUUAAAAAGAAUAACAAUAUCAAAAAAUAGUAGACUCCUCUCUUCAGGAUCCCACUUUAGUCCUUGGAGUCUAAGCUGACUUUUGCUGAAACUAACUGCAAAUGUAAGUAAAAUCUAUAGUGACUGCAAGUAAAUAUAAGACAUACACAUUAUAGACAAUCCAACAUAUAAAUAAGCAGUUGAGCUAAACAUUGUAUUAACUUUGCACAGCAAGGUAUAGUUUCGCACAGAAAUUGGUCGGUACUUAAAAUAAUUUACAAUAUAUAUAUGCAAAUGAUCACUCACAAGAAAUGUAAGAAUGUACAUUGUUUCAAACACUUUAUGAUCUAUGGUUGGAUGCUAGUUUUGAUUGUAAAUCCACUGUUACUGUAAGUACAUGUACAUGAUAAUGGAGUGGUAAUAUACACAUGAAAAGUGCAAAUUUAAAGUUCAGAUGAACAUCAGGGAAAAUCAUAGUACAAAAACAGUAAUGGUUCAUACAUAUAAAUCUAAAAUACUGUACCCAAGUCUGCAAAACAUUGAGAAUCAAAUAAAAAAGAACUAUAUUUUUGUCAUGAUUACUUUACAAAUAUAUGUCUAGAGUAUCCUACACUUUUCAUUAUUUCAUAGGUAAUAUCAUUUUCCUUUUGUAAAUUCACAUGUAUACUUAAUUUGUAAUUAAUAUAAUU
This is a messenger RNA of Lytechinus variegatus (green sea urchin), 4802 nucleotides long. RefSeq lists its product as uncharacterized. Bases 127 to 2922 code for a protein of 931 amino acids. The transcript is spliced from 13 exons. Lineage: Eukaryota; Metazoa; Echinodermata; Echinoidea; Temnopleuroida; Toxopneustidae. The record is from RefSeq and is a predicted model, not a curated record.